Molecule: messenger RNA, 2775 nt
Organism: Ctenopharyngodon idella (grass carp)
Lineage: Eukaryota; Metazoa; Chordata; Actinopteri; Cypriniformes; Xenocyprididae
Product: transmembrane protease serine 11E-like
Exons: 10
Coding region: 1075-2637 (520 amino acids)
Biological process (GO): proteolysis
Molecular function (GO): serine-type endopeptidase activity
Source: RefSeq, a predicted model, not a curated record
GGCCCCACUUUAUAUUAGGUGUCUUUAAGUACUAUGUACUAACAUUUAAAUUAAUCUUUUAAUUAUUGUGUACAUACAUGUUUUUACUGAAUUCAUUUUAUUUCAAAUAACAAAAAUGUUAAGUUUUAGUUUUAUGAUAUGUGGAUCUGCUACGGCCCUUUUAAAGGGUCCUGGGGACGUUUGAAUCUCCUGUUUCUUACUUGUUUGCCUUCCCUUGACCUUUAGUGUAAUCUGACGUCGUAACUGAGUUAGUUUAAUCUUGUUUUCAAUCUAACUGCUCCCAUUACAGAUUGCUGGUCUCCUGUUGACUUCCAGCACCUUACACGGUCGAAUCCUGUAAUGUGAUCGGGCAGGUAAAAUCCCUCCUGGGUUGAAACAGGAUUCACAGCCUUAAACCGCACGAACACAUACACUCAUGUGCGCACAUUUUCCAUAUGAGGUUGCAUCAUAUGUGUCAUGUUUUAAAUCUGCAUUAUGCCUUUGUAUACAAAUAUGCAAAGCCCUACAGGUAGAUAAAACCAAUGCAUUAAGAAUAUAGAUGAUUGCUAACAUGAUUUUUUUUUUUUUUUACCCACAGUCGUCAUGAACAGUAACCUGUGUAGGUAUGUGCUGAGUCACUGGCUUUGUGUUGUUUUUGAGACUCAUUGCUCACAGUAUAAUUUACCCUCAGUCGCUCAACUCUGACCCCGUCUAACAAUAAUCAGCAUGCAUUUUUCAUCAGCCUUGGCAACUGCUAUCCAUUACAGCCGAACCGCUCUUCAUAAACUUCCUGGGCACCGUUAGACACCAGCUGAAGGUUUACACUGAAUACAAACAGAUGCAAUGCUGUUGAAAUAGAGCAAGUGAAGGACAAGAGAGCAACACUGAGACACAAUGAAACACGCCGAGCAUCUCAGAGGAAUGAAUGGAUGGUGGAUGCAGCGAGCGGCACCUCUGCUGUUGUUCUUUUGACACUCCUCCAAGGUUUUUGGACUUUCAUUAUUGCUUGCGUUUCCAAGUGUCAUCUAUUGCUGGAGGCACUAGAAGAAUGGCCUCAUUUCUUUAAAUGCAUGAGCUGACACUGCUGACACAAAUAUGGCUUUUGCCCAGGGUUUCUACAAAAUCAGCCCGGCAAAAGACAACCAGGAGCCUCCGCAGCCCUUCCCAACAUAUCCUCAUACGUCCACUGGGUUUCCUCCAGAUCUGCUGUCCACCUGCCCGAAGCUUUUAAACACGGCUCUUCCUCUGCUCACAGUUCCAGUAAUGACGGAAACGCCGCUCACCUUGAUACCUGGAACUACACUGAAAGGCCCGGUUCCCCAGAAUCUCACAGAUGUGGCUCCUCAGCUGGCAGAGCUCCCUCUAUACGGAACAGGAAGUGCCUCCAUACCGUUUCCUCUCCAUCCUGUUACGCUGUACACGUCCACACAUCCACAGAUCUCUCCUGGUUGUGUCCAGCUGCUGGGAAUCUCUGAAUUGGCUCCCUACACACUAUCAACACUCAUGCCACAUCUGCCCCGAUUAUCACCUCCUGAGAGCGACUCCUCACCCCUCACAGACACUAAAGCCACCUCAAAAGAGAUCACCUUACAAGAGGGAGGCAUUAACAUUAGUGUUUCUAAGAACUCCUCUACAGAUGAGGCAGAUGUCUCUGGGUUCAGACUCUGUCCAUCAUGUCCGUCACGUCUGGCGUUAAUUACAACCCUCAUCCCCACCUUCAUCAUCCUCACCGUCUGCAUUGCCAUUAUAGUAAAGUUUGUGUGCUUCCCAACCAAAGUGCGAGACCCUGCUGGCGGCUCACAGAACUGCACCAUCACACCAACACCCUUCUAUUCGGUGAAAUAUCCAGCCAACUCCACCAUCAGCAUUCCCUCAAAUUGCUCCACCACAAUGAUUGCUGCGUCUCGUGGGAUGCGUAUUGUCGGGGGUACGGAGGCUGCAAAGGACCAGUGGGGGUGGCAGACCAGUUUACACUGGCGGGGCAAACACGUGUGUGGAGGAGCCAUCAUUACCCCUCACUGGGUCGUCACUGCCGCACAUUGCUUUGUACAAUAUGACAUGAUGCUGGAGUCUGAUUGGAUCGUGGUGGUUGAUACUAUCAGUGUCUCAGAUUCGUCUCAGGGCAAACGCUACAACACACUGCAAAUACACCCGCACCCACAAUUCUCAGAGAGCAACAACGACUACGACCUGUGUCUGCUGCGCACGCAGACUGAGAUGGAGAUGGGAGAUGGAGUGAGACCCGUGUGUUUACCGCGUCUGAGUGAGUCUUUUCCUCCUGAUUCGCCCUGCUGGGUAACAGGUUGGGGUUACACUCAUGAAGGAGGGUCGGUGUCUUCACACUUGAGACAGGCUUUAGUUCAGGUGAUCGAUCAGUCCAUAUGCUUACGGCCCAACGUGUACGGCUCCCAACUCACUCCCAGAAUGCUUUGUGCUGGCGUUAUGGAGGGAGGAGUGGACUCCUGUCAGGGUGACAGCGGAGGUCCUCUAGUGUGUCAAACGGAAGCAGGUGAUUGGAGGCUGGCUGGUGUGGUGAGUUGGGGAGAAGGAUGUGGAAGACGCAAUAAACCAGGCGUCUACACCAGAAUCACUCCGCUUCUGCAGUGGCUGGAUGAAUACAUCAGUGUAAAUGCAAACAACACCAACGGACGAAAAUGAAGAGGCAUUCUCGAUGGCCACCACAAAGGAUAAUAACUUUUGAAAAUUUAGUAUUGUUAUACAAUGUCUUAAUCUUACAACAGAUAAUUGAAACUUUGACUUGAAGCGGAUAUCAUCUGUAAUAUAGGCUGCAAUAAA